ACAAGAUAAAGGUCAUCGGAACAUUUCACCAAAUUCCAGUUCUCAUUCAACUACAGAGGCCUACCAUUCUAGAACAUAAAGGAGAGAGUUCCCAAGCAUCACAAGGUCCUCAGGACAAACAACUAUAAUUGAUGAUAGAGAUAUUAAAACAGCUCGACCAUGACCAUAUCUUAAAGCUGUUUGCUUAUCGUCUGACCACAAUUCCCAAGUUUAAUAUUACUGAAUACUACAGCAACAAUCUACAGGAUUUCUUAGCCAACAAAAACAAGAACCAUAAAUACUGCAAUGAAAAGACUUUGUUGCUGUAUCUGCUGCAGACGAGCUCAGCACUGGAACAUUGCCACAGCAAAAACAUUGUUCAUUCCAACCUGAUGGGGGCAAGUCUGUUUCUUGUGAGCAAAGAGAAGGUCAUGCUAGGAGAGUUCAGCUUGGCUGUUCAAUUGAACAUAUCCAAGGAAAUACUUUUGCUUACCGAAGAUACACAAUCUCUGCCUAUAAGAUGGACUGCACCAGAGACUCUCAAAGAAAGGAAGGUAUCCCUGAAAUCAGAUGUAGCGAUGUUUGGGAACCUUAUGUAUGAAGUUCUUACACAUGGAGUGCUGCCUUAUUCUCGCGAAAACCUUUCCGAAGAAGAAUUUUUUUCACGGGCAGUUCAUUUCCUGAUCGAGCCCCACAGAGAAAGUUGUUUUAAAGAUGACUACUACAAACUUAUGCUGAGCUGCACACAUCAUCGCCCGGAACGAAGACCAGAUAUUAAAAAUGUUCAGAUUAGUCUUCAACAUUUCCUUGACAAUUACUCUGACGAUGAAGUAACAAGUUAUAGUUUUCCUAAUUUGCAUGAUGGUACUCUUAAACCAUCAACUCAGUUUACAAGGGGCUUACCCCAAACAAAAAAAGGCUAUGUAAUUCCUAUUUUGCCCAAAUUGGAAAAAGUAAUACAGGAAACAAUCCAUUAUUACAAAGUAGGUCAGUUUGCUUUGUUUAGGGAAACAGUGAGUACACACAUGUCAAGAAUGCUUGUGGCAAAAGUACAAGCAGGAAUUUUGGAUGAAAUUAUUCCCAGGGUUGAUAUUGAAAGAGUUAAAAAUAAUAGCAGAACAUCUUAUGUUAUUGACAUUUUACUACCUGCCAACUGCUCAGAAGAUUUGUGUAGUCUAAUUGAUAACAACCAGGUUGGUCAGUCCCCAGACAGUUGUCUGCACUUGAUACUCAAAGCUGCUGAAAUGUUGAAAUAUUUCCAUGACAACAAUUUCAUAUUGGGUCAGUUGAAAAUGUCUGAUAUAGUCAUUGAUAUGACCAGUGAAACACUAAAGAUUUAUCCCAUAUCGCUGAGGCAUAUGAUAUAUAAAACAAGUUCAACAGACUCAUCAUCUACAACAAGACAAUCUCCAUAUGACAACAUUGCCUGCAGUUUUGAAACAGAUGUCUUUAUUUUUGGACGCUUUAUGAAAGAACUUCUGCUGAAGGUUGACGCGAUGAAGAGACCAACUUGGUACUCAGAACCCAAUACAAUGGAUUCCGACUCAGUCAAUAUGGAACAAUUGAACAUGAACUCUUGUCCAGCAUCGAUGUACACUUUGAUGGACAAAUGUAUGCAAAAGAUGCCUCAAGACAGACCAAAGUUGUCAGAAAUUAUCAGGGAUGUUAACUAUGAGAUAAAUAACAUUAAAUUCUCAUCAUGUGCAUCACUGACUUCAACAAGAAAUACACAAUUUAGUUCAGAAGAUAUUGAGGGGCUGACUUCAACAAGAAAUACACAAUUUAGUUCAGAAGAUAUUGAGAGGCUGACUUCAACAAGAAAUACACAAUUUAGUUCAGAAGAUAUUGAGGGGCUGACUUCAACAAGAACUACACAAAAUACCAUUACAAGACACAAAAAAGUGUCCCAAAACCUUGAGGCAAUCAAUCCAUCAGUUCACUCUUCAUUAACCUCCUCAUUAAAAAGUGAGUCCUUGUCUUUUAUUCGCUCUCAGUCAGUACCAAGCGGACCCAAACAUCAAAGUGGCUUUAAUAGGUUUGCGUCAACAGAAAUGAUGGUGUUGAAUCCUUCAGAUUCUGAAGAGCUUUCUGGAGAGGAAGACACGCCAGAUAUACAAGUCGUGAACCAAGAGAAAAAUUUCUUCGCAUCUCAUGGGAUUGACUAUCACGACAAUUCUAUACAAGAACACGGGCCAGGAGAUACACCACCAACCCAUUCUUCUAGUAACCUUGCACAGAUUAAAACAAGUGACCCAGAAAUCGUUUAUUGUGAAAUAGCUCCUGCAUCACGUGAAUUAAUCUCCUUGGAUGAAACAUUUGUUAAGCAGGUAGACUGCCCAGAUCAGAAAACUAGUGCAAAUGUUAAAGUGAACAAGACUUCCACCGUCAAGAAAAUUUCAGCUUUUAAAAAGAUUCAAAACGAAUACGUAAAAAAAAACAGAUCGAGAAUGCAAAACAAAAAGUCAUUCCAACCUGAAGUUAAAAAUUUGCAUAAUAUGGCAGUUAUGAAACAGUAUCACUCAAGGCCUCUCCCUCCAAUACCAGAUGAAGAGAGACAGGAUAAAGGGGAACUAUCUACUGACGAAAACGUUUACCUGAUUCCCAGUAAAUUUGACACAGAACAUAACAAAGACUAUGAGAUUGGUCACAUUGCCUAUAUGCUUGGUCAUGUGUUUUCACCUACACCCAAGAAAGAUAUAUCAAAUGCUGUGGUUCCAUCAACGCAUACUGAUUACGAUGCCAUGGCAGUAGAGAACUACUCUAGUUAUCCUUACUUUGAUUGGCCAAGUCUAAACUCCAGCAGUGAAAGCUCUUUAUCAUUCAGGGAUGAUUUUGAUAAUUAUGAUCACGUACGUUGUCUCUCUGAUGACAAUGAAACAUCCAAAGCUGAUGAAAAGUUUUAUGAUGUUUCUAAGGAUGUGGCUGCACCAGAUGAACACAUUUGUUUACAAACAUGUCUAAGUGAUGAUUUGGCAUGUAGCGAGACGCUGUCAGAGAAUGUAAUUGUUAACUCAGGAAAUGUUGGAGUUUCAGCCUCUUAUAAUCAAAACGCUCUUAAUUUUAAAGACACUAUCGCGCAGCAUCGGGAUAUUUUACAGCAGAGUUGGAGUGAUUCUGGCUUAAAUCAUAAUCACGUUUCAGAAGACAAUGUUGUUUAUUCGGUAUGUGUUGCCAAUUCCGCCUCUGAUGGGGAUCUAUGCAGGAAAAACUGUCCUGACUUUUGCAACAUCUCAUCUCAUCAACAUGUUAUUCAAAACUCUUCAAGUGUCUUGAGUAAAACAAAACUUGCUUUAGCUACAUCAAAUGUCGAGGAAGUGGAGUCUGUUGCCUCUGAGAAAUAUGAUCAUCUUUCGAAAGCUUUUCCCAAUGACAGCAAUCUAAACAAAUGUUGUAUGCCACUAACAGAAGCUGACUCAUCAGAUGAUCAUGAUACACUUUCAACAAUUGUUUACUAUGUCUAAUAUUAAGACUAGUUAAGAUCUAAAUGUCACUUUAAUUCGCGUUUCCCAUAUGUAUGACUAUAUACUGGUGCCCUGCUUGGUAGAACUAAAUAUUUCCAAACGUUAUCACAUCACUUUUUUGUCUGCCUUUUCUUCUUUGUCCUGGUACUGCUCCCUUAAGGAAGAUCUUUGGGAGCCCCAAAGAUACAUUUUAGUUGCGUUUUCUUUUUAACAGUAGUUAGCAGGUCAUCGAGGGGUCCAAUCACUGUAAUGAGAAUAAUAAUAAUAAGCUAGUCUUUGAGUCCAAAGAUAAAUGAGAAUUGCAGUAUCUCCCGUGGCUACGCAGCCCCAUCUAUGACAUAUUUUGCUACACCCAAUGCAGUCAUAGCCGAUGUAAUAACCCCGUCUCUAAAACCUUGUUUGUACGUGAUACCUAGGAUCUAUCUAUAUAUACACUAAAAUUAUCGUAAUUAUUACAAAAACCCUGAAACACAUUAAGAUGCACUGGCGGAUCCGGGGCACACAAUUUGUAUACGAAUUUAUUACUUAUGUUAAUAAUAUAUACUAAUUAUUUAUAUUUCAACCUAUCUUUAGAUUAUUUUGCCCCCCUCUAGUAUGUUGGCCGUUUUGAUGGGGUCGGGAGGGGGCGAUGGUAUCAAUCACCCCCCCCCCCCCCAUACACUUUCGGGUGUGGGGGACCGAUCCAAUUUAUUUGUAAAAA
Messenger RNA from Biomphalaria glabrata, 4140 nucleotides. RefSeq lists its product as uncharacterized. Lineage: Eukaryota; Metazoa; Mollusca; Gastropoda; Planorbidae. Gene Ontology annotation, biological process: protein phosphorylation; cell differentiation; innate immune response. The transcript has 13 exons. The coding region runs from base 132 to 3440 and encodes 1102 amino acids. The record is from RefSeq and is a predicted model, not a curated record. Gene Ontology annotation, cellular component: extrinsic component of cytoplasmic side of plasma membrane. Gene Ontology annotation, molecular function: non-membrane spanning protein tyrosine kinase activity; ATP binding; signaling receptor binding.